Oncorhynchus masou masou (cherry salmon) is the source of this 3259-nucleotide messenger RNA. RefSeq names its product protein SSUH2 homolog. Bases 105 to 1214 code for a protein of 369 amino acids. The record is from RefSeq and is a predicted model, not a curated record. Lineage: Eukaryota; Metazoa; Chordata; Actinopteri; Salmoniformes; Salmonidae. The transcript is spliced from 12 exons. Gene Ontology annotation, molecular function: heat shock protein binding.
AAAGCUUUAAGAGCUCUGGUGUAGGCGGUAUAAAAGGGAGGGCGACAGUCUGGCGAUAGUGGAGCCGCUACAAUUCUAUCAUCUCGUUCAUUUCAUUUCUUAAGAUGCUCAAUCCUCAUGAGGGCCAAGCGCUCUAUGCCCCCCCGGUGCCCGCCCCAGGCCCCAUGGUUCCCCCAGCUAGCAUGUUUGGCAAUGUACCAGGGUACGAGGACACUUUAGCUGGCGGAGGAGGAGGAUAUCUCCCCCCACCGAUGCCCUUACACCCGAAUCGGGAUCCAGAGCCUGCACCCGUACCACAAGACUGGAACAUCCCCUCCAUCACUGAAGAUGUGGCGCGGGAGCGUUUUAUAAUGUACGCCUCUGGUUACUGCUGCUAUAACAACGCCCCUGCCAAGGAUGGAGUGAUCACUAAUAUGCAGGCGUUCAACACCUAUCGGUACCGUUUGGAGACAUUCACAGAGUCUAGAUCUACAGAGUGGGCCACCAAGCCUUAUGAAGGUGAACCGGCAGACUUCUACACGCAGACUGCCCCACGGCCGUGGGAAAUCCCAGUGACCGGUCCCUCCCUGUUUCAAAACCACGAGGAGAACAUAAAAGUCCCUUACACUUCAUCUAACAAGCCCUGCCAUACUUGUAGUGCCUCUGGAAAGAUGCCUUGCCAUGAGUGCAGUGGGUCUGGAACGAAAGUUUGUUGGGUCUGCAAUGGAUCUGGCAGACAGGGAGGAGAUAGUCCCUGCAUCCAAUGCAAUCAAAGAGGAAGGGAGAACUGCUCUAAAUGUCAUGGUAAUGGGACGAAAGAAUGUGAGACCUGCAAGGGCAAGCAGCAACUGUUGACCUACAUCAACCUUAAAGUCGAGUGGAAGAAUAAUGUUGAAGACUAUGUUGUGGAGCAGAACAGUGGGCUGGAGGUUGACAAUCUGAGCGAUGUGACGGGAAAGACACUCUUCAAAAACGCCCAGUACAUGCUGUAUCCAGUGUAUGGCUUCCCAGAUCCGUCUUUAUCCCAGGCUUCAGACCGUUUGGUUAGAGAACACCAGGCGAAAUAUUCCCAGAACUCCCGCAUCCUUCAACAGCAACAAACCAUCGAGUUGAUUCCCAUCACCAAGGUGACCUACAAGUGGAAGGGAGGCAUCCAUGUUUACUAUAUCUAUGGGAACGAACACCAGGUCAAUGUUCCUGACUACCCUGCCACCUGCUGCUGCUCCAUCAUGUAACCAGUCAUGUCAGCCGGGCCAGCCACUUAACCAUAGCUCUUUUGGUGGAUGCGUCACCAGGCCAGCCCAAUACAGCUUGCCUUGACUCGGCUUAGUUCAGCUCCGUAUGAAAAAAAGUUUUGUUUAUCAGUUAGGUAUUGUAGGUAGUUCUUUAGGGCCUUUUGCCCUCCCCAGGAGUUUAGGGCUACAUGUAUUCUGAUCUGAAUAUUUAUUUUACCUUUAUUUAACCAGGCAAGUCAGUUAAGAACAAAUUCUUAUUUCCAAUAAUGGCCUGGGAACAGUGGGUUAACUGCCUGUUCAGGGGCAGAACGACAGAGUUGUACCUUGUCAGCUCGGGGGUUUGAACUUGCAAUCUUCCGGUUACUAGUCCAACGCUCUAACCACUAGGCUACCCUGCCGCCCCAUAUUGUUGUUUAUUUUAUAAUAAUUAUUGCAGCCCUGGAAUUUCAGGAAUUUGUUUUUUGUUUCAACUUUCAAAUUUUCACAAGUAAACUACUUUAUGCAAAGAUAUAGAAAAACUAAAGGCUAUUGAAGCAAAUUGCUGCAUGUCUGAUUCAUUCUUGUUACAAAUACCUUAGUCCAGUCAAUAAAGUGAAAAGGUGUUAUUCUAAUUCUAUAAUGAAAUAAACAAAUACAUAAAUUCAUUCAAACUUCAAAGAGAAAAGUUAAUCAUUUAUGUAAUUCUCCCUGUUGUUAGUGUUUUUUUGAGGUCAGUGUGUUAUGAGUGACAAUGUUAUGCUUUCUGAGUGAGGAUUGUUGCCAGAGUUAUGGUCCAACGAGCUUAUUUUGAGACAUGUAUGAAGAGUUUUGUUGGUUUGAGGGAGUGUUGGAGGUGAGAUGAACUGUUUGGCCAAGACACAUGUUGAUAAUGCAGACUGUGUGAAGAGUUUUGAAAAAGUGGCAUCAGUAUUAACCAACCAAAGCUUUAGUCAAUCUGGCCAUUGAGUUAAUUGCAUGAUCAUUAGGAUAAGAGUGAGAAAGCUUGUCAUAAUCAUGUUCUGAUGACUAGAAAAACUAUUUUAAUAUUAUAUUAACUAUCCUAUUCCAUUCUAGAAUGUUAUUUACUAUUCGAUCAAUAUAUUAGUAUUCAUAUUUUAAUAUAGUUAUAUCAGAGUUGUUUUCAUGAAAUCACCGCCUUAAGGGCUCGAUUUCAUUCCGUAGCGCAGAAGAUCUGCAUUGUAGUGCUGGUUGAAAUGUCGAGGGGAUUUCCAAUUGAGCCGACAUGUUCAGCGAGUACAGUCAAUGCUGUCUAAAGGUCUAUGUAACAAAUGUUGCACCGCAAACAUUGCCUUUAAGUGUCAACUGCACUUUCCUACAGAUUGAGUAGUCUUGACCCUACUGUACAAACGAUUCUCCGUGGUAAAGAUGUUUACCGGCCAAAGGGCUAACCUUGAGAUUAUACAUGCUGUCCUCUGAUUGUACAUGAUGUUCUCGGCUUGUACAUGCUGUCCUCUGAUUGUACAUGCUGUCCCCGGAUUGUACAUGCUGUCCUCGGAUUGUACAUGCUGUCCUCUGAUUGCACAUGCUGUCCAUUCAUUUUAAGAUAUUAAAGAAUGUUAUCCUUAGAGGAAACGUUUGUCUCCUGUUUUGAAUGGACAACACACGCAGUUCUAAGUUGAUUGAUUUACUGAUAGAUUGUCUUUCAUACAGUUUACUUGAUUACCCUGCCACCUUGUUUUUUGUGUGGUUUUUUUUACAUGGUCAAAUUGUUCCUAGAACCAGUGUCUAGAGCCGUGGGCCCAUUGUAAGCUACAUGACAGUUGUCAAUCGGCCACAUGUUGUCACGCCCUGACCUUACAGAUCCUUUUAUGUCUCUAUUUUGGUUUGGUCAGGGCGGGCAUUCUAUGUUUUGUGUUUCUAUGAUUUUCUAUUUCUAUGUUUUGGCCGGGUAUGGUUCUCAAUCAGGGACAGCUGUCUAUCGUUGUCUCUGACUGGGAACCAUACUCAGGUACCCUUUUUCCCACCUGUGUUUGUUAGCCAUAAGAUUCACGGUUUUGUUUUGUUUUGUUCUGUGUCUAUUCUUUAUUAAAGAACUUGUACGCUCA